This is a messenger RNA of Candida tropicalis MYA-3404, 1047 nucleotides long. RefSeq lists its product as uncharacterized. The coding region runs from base 1 to 1047 and encodes 348 amino acids. NCBI's taxonomy places the organism in Eukaryota, Fungi, Ascomycota, Pichiomycetes, Serinales, Debaryomycetaceae. The record is from RefSeq and is a predicted model, not a curated record. The transcript has a single exon.
AUGUUAACAAGAAAUCUAACUAGAAUAUCAUGUCGAAGAAUAUAUCGUCUGGGGUAUAUUAUACCAACUAGGAAUUAUUACAAUGAUCGACAACAGAAAAUCAAUCAAGUUAUUAAAUCAGCACUUCUGAACUCUACUAGAUCAAGCAAUUUUCAAACCAUUCCAAUAAUGAACCGCAAUAGACUUCCAAUACGAACAAUUAUUAUUUUAAUAGCUGCAUCAAGUUCAUUUACAAUGAUGUUCUAUGUUAUGGUCCAGUAUAAAAAGUUCCAGGAUGAAGUUGUGGAAAAUGAUGGUAAAUUAAGAAAACGACUGAUAUUUUUGCCAUUAUGGGCAAAUAUGAAUCUAUUUUAUCAAAAAACUUACAAAUAUCCAAUUGGAUUGAAAUAUUUCGAUACAGAUUAUUACGAAUAUUUAAUUACAGAGAUGGGCCAAUCAAAUAAAACAGGAAAACGUGAAAACAGUGUUGAAAAUUAUCGAAAAUUAUUACAAGAUGAGAAUAUAAAAUAUUCAGUUUUGGAACUGUUAUCAGCAAAUGCUAAAAUUAGACAAUUGUUUGGAUUACCAUUGAAUAUGGAAUUGAAUUCUGAUGAUUUUAAAAUUUGGGUCGAGUCAAAGUAUCCAAGUGUUUCAGGAUUACAGAUUGAUAUAGUUGAGAGAUCAACCAAGAGUGGUAAAUCUACAGAAUUUGAUACCAAUUGGAUAGUGAAACCAAUUAAUGCAACUUCAAUUGUUAACGACACGUUGGUUGCAUUGGGAUUAAAAUUGGAUAGGUUGGAGAGAUCUGAUGCUAGUAUAAAAACACACGAAAAGGCAAGUGGAAAGAUUCAUGAGGUGAAUGUAAAUGAGAAAGUCAAAUUGAAUUCCAAUCGUGAUUAUUCUGUUCGAUUUGAAGGUAAAUUUGUUGUUUCAGAUAAGUCAUUCGUUAAUCUUGGGGUCAUUAACUAUUCUGGAACACUCGAUUUUGAUCAUUUAAUGAUUAAUAGGGGAAUUAAGGUAACUGGAUUGGAUUUGGAUUACGAUGGUGUUUUGUAUAAGAUUUUAUAG